Molecule: messenger RNA, 873 nt
Organism: Cladocopium goreaui
Lineage: Eukaryota; Dinophyceae; Suessiales; Symbiodiniaceae
Source: the annotation of a GenBank genome assembly
AUGCCCAAGGUUGCCGGCGUGGAUGUUCCCAAUUGGUGCGUGGCGGGUGCAGCCGUGCUCACGCCAGCUGCAAUCUAUGCUUACCUCUUGCGAAUGAGCCGGCAGCGGCGGGCUUUCUUCGCUGACACUCCCCAGCCUAAGGAGACUUCAGCGAUCUUUGGGGGCCUUGCAACGUUGAUGGAGAUAAAUGAGCCUGAAAAGGCCAUACCCAAAGCGAAGCAACUCUUCAAGGAAUUGGGGCUCACUUGGGGGGUUCGGCUCCCUUUUCCAAAGACAGAGUUCUUCUUUCAAACUUGUGAUCCAACCAUCAUUGCAGAGAUUCAGUCCAAGAAGGACAUAUUCCACUCACGGCCAGGAGACAUGCUAUUUGACAACACUAUCCCCCUGGGUUUGCUUGCAUUGAGAUCGGAAGGACCCCAGUCUCAGUGGGCAUUCCAUCGCCGUUUGGUUGCGCCCUUGUUCAGUGACAAGUUCUUGCUGGGCUACUCUGGACAAAUUCAGGAAAAGGCCGACUUGCUGCGAUUCAUUCUGAACGAAAGGAUCAAGGAUACGAAGAGUUCAGAGGCGGAGUGUGACAUUCAACAUUGCUUGAAGCUUGCAACCCUGGAUGUCAUCGGCAGCAUUGGCUUCGGCUUCAAUUCCAAUGCUUUGAUGACAUACCUACCAGAGGGGCACCCUCGGGCAUUAAGCAAAGCAGAGGCUGCAAACGAGCUGAAGUUUGUCGAAGCUACCGAGAUCCUGAUGUCCGAGACGCAAAGGCGCAGUUCUGAGCCACUGAUCCUGAAAUAUUUGCCCCGGCGAUUCAUGUGCUGGAGAAAGGCAAAGGGUGACAUGGACAAGUUAGUCAAUGAUGUGUGGAGCUCUGGAAAGUAG